AUGUCCAUUACACAAGAAAUACAGAAUGAUUUAUUGAGGCAGAUAUUAGAGACGCGUAUUAAGAUUGAAAACUUAGAUGUAGAACAAGUAGCCAUUGUUUAUGUAGUAGACACACAACUUACUGAUUGUCAAAAUAUUAAAGAUGAAACAAUUAAAAGUAAAGAAAAAGGAUGUAUUUUUGAGAUUAUAAUUCGAUAUCUUGAGUGUAUAUGA
Phytomonas sp. Hart1 is the source of this 213-nucleotide messenger RNA. NCBI's taxonomy places the organism in Eukaryota, Euglenozoa, Kinetoplastea, Trypanosomatida, Trypanosomatidae. The record is from the annotation of a GenBank genome assembly.